UUUGUUGGAUGUCAAUCGUAGCUUAUAACUUGUAGAUAUUUUAUUAAUAAAAUUAUAUCAGCUAAAUAAGAUUAUUCCAGUUCCUUCUCCAUCUGCUUCAAUAUAUCUGCUCUUGCCAGUUUCUCUUCCUCUAUUCUAGUGGUAACGUAUUCACCCAAUAAUGCAAAAACAAAGGUUGAUCCCCCUAUAUAGUAUCUUGCCUUAACCGGAAGACUGUUCCAUUUAUUCCAUAAAUUCAUUAGUGUGUUUGUUGUAUGAAGAGAAGUAGUUGAGUUUAUUUUUCAGUUUUUAUUUUUCGAUCUUUAAUUUGAUUGAAAAAAAAAAAAAAGUUGAAAAAAAAAAUUGUAUCUUUGCAACUCUUCCAUAAUGACCAGCCAGAGUAAGAGACUCGGGGUGACAAAGACAAGUUUACCUCCAUGCUGUCUUAGAAUCCACCCUAUCGACACUUCGCUUAUAAUAUUAGGAACUUACCAACUAGACAAACCAACAGGUAAAAGAACGGGAUCCAUCGAUCUAUACAGGUUUGAUCAAGAUGGCUUAAAUUUGACAUUGAUAAAGUCGAUUGCAACUGAAAGUGCAGUGCUAGAUAUAAAGAUAUCACCAUUUGAUCCGUCUUUGUUGGUUUCGGCACAUUCCACCGGUAAUAUUCAAUUGUGGACAGUCGAUCAUGUUAGCCCAGAUAUAACUUUGGUUGAAAAUCGUCAUAUAUUUGAUUCUGAAAUACUUAUUACCUCCAUAUUUUUCAAUCCCCAAGAGAAGAAUAAAGUUGUUACUACUCUCACCUCAGGGGAGCUGGCUUUGAUUGACUUAAACGACUUCAGCCAUGAGGUAUUUGAUACAGUACAUGAUCUUGAAUGUUGGACCGCCGGGUUUGGUGAAUUGGGCCAAUUAUCAAAUGUAGUAUUUACUGGGGGUGACGAUGCAAAAUUGAUAGCUCACGACUUGAGAAUGAAGAAUUCUAUCUGGUCAACAAGCUAUAAGCACCACGAUGCUGGGGUGGUAUCAAUUCUAUCCCCCAAUAAAAAUUGGAACAAUUCCAACUCGAAUCAUUUAUGGACUGGAUCAUAUGAUGAUAAUUUAAGGAUUUUAGACUUAAGAGUAAUGGAUAAAGUGAACCCUCAAUUGAUUCCAGGUUUUAUUCCAAAGGUUUUAGAACAAAAAAACCUCGGUGGUGGGGUUUGGAGAUUGAUACCGUCUCCCAUAGAAAAUGAUAAUAGAGUUAUGUCUUGUUGUAUGUAUGAUGGUGCACGUAUCAUAGAUCAGGUUGACCAACUGUUUCAAGUUUCUCGUUAUUUCAAAAAGGAUCAUGAAAGUAUGUGCUAUGGUGGAGAUUGGUCACAAGAUGGUAAAUACAUAGCUACGUGCUCUUUCUAUGAUAAUGUAGUACAAAUAUGGUCACCAAAUGACGUAGAAUAAUCAUUUAUAUAUAAAUACAUAUUUUUACUU
Molecule: messenger RNA, 1446 nt
Organism: Hyphopichia burtonii NRRL Y-1933
Lineage: Eukaryota; Fungi; Ascomycota; Pichiomycetes; Serinales; Debaryomycetaceae
Product: diphthamide synthase
Exons: 1
Coding region: 367-1416 (349 amino acids)
Molecular function (GO): protein binding
Source: RefSeq, a predicted model, not a curated record